AUCUAUGCGGAUUAUCACUGUGUACUAGAGCAAAGUAAUAGCCAAGAUGGUGAAAAUAAUAAUUGCAUCAUUCAACUUAUCGACUGCACUUAUUUCUAUUACGUUUGGAUGCGAUCGAGUUGUGAAGAGGAAGAAGAUAACUGUGCAUUAAAUGGACCUGUCGACAACAUUAAAGAUGCCAUCAAAAUGUUUAAUAGGAAAUUUAAAGACUUAACAAAGAACAAUUGGUCGAAUAGGGGAAAUUUUAUCCCCUAUCCUGGUCAGUAUAUUUUGAUCGAAAUGGUUGAAGAAGAUCAAGGCUGUACAGCAACUAGUACAUCACCGAACACUGGAGAAGUUAGCAAUGAUAAGCCUGGUAGAGAAACUCUAAAAUUAAUGGAAUUCAUUUCUGACAAGAGAUAUCUGGAGAUUGCUAUUGAAAAUAUUGGAAUACAUGAGAAGGUUUUUCCAAGUUGCGUUGUUAACAAAGGUCUUAUCGUUUGGGGAUUUUCCAUAUUAGAAGACAUUGAAGAGGCUCUCCAAAAUGGCGAAUUCAAAUUGGUACAGGAGUUAUCAAAGUCAUACUAUCACGGAUUAAGUUAUUCCAGAUAUGGAGGGGAAAAAUUGGUCGAUAACGAGUGGAAAUUAAAUAGGUUAAGGAAAGAACUUCAACUCUUAAUGGAUGUAUGGAUAGCACGAGAUUUAGUCAAGGAAACGACAGUACUAAAUGACGAAAAUCAGUCACUUACUGCUUAUUAUCAUGUAUUAAACGUCAAGUUAACUCUUAUGAAUCCGGGUGAUGAGACCUACAAUACCAUUGAAAACUACUUUAUGUCCACACGAUAUUCGGCAACGGAGAUUACUCAUAUCUGGCAAAUGGAUCGAUCAGGUGAAGAUGAGCGAUUUGCUCUACACGACGCCAUUCAAAACCGUCGAUUAUUAUGGUUUUGUACCCAUGCAGCAAGCACAGCUUCCAUCUUAAAAUAUGGGCUACGGAUUUCACCAUUAACCAACGAAUUUGUUGGUCCUGCUCUCUGUUUUAAUUCUACCGUAGCAGAUGGUCUUCGUUAUUUGAAGAGCCUUCAUCAUGGUAUUAUCUUUCUAGCAGAGGUGGCUAUAGGUAAGGAGCAUCAAUUUAAAGGUGUAGGCAGCAAUCGUUCUCUGACGGCAGCUUCCCAAGGCUGCGAUUCUGUCGUUGUCAGCGGAGAUCGAUUUACUGAUCCAGAGAACGAUAGCAAGAUCAGAUUUCAUGGCAAGGAAGUGCCUAUACACCAGGGAAUGGCUAUUGAGACAGAAGCAUUUGGAAAUUUCUAUGGCAAUGCCUAUUUCAUUUAUAAUGAAAGUCAAAUUCGUCUACGUUAUAUCAUCAGAGUU
Molecule: messenger RNA, 1353 nt
Organism: Trichoplax adhaerens
Lineage: Eukaryota; Metazoa; Placozoa; Uniplacotomia; Trichoplacea; Trichoplacidae
Exons: 1
Cellular component (GO): site of double-strand break
Molecular function (GO): NAD+ poly-ADP-ribosyltransferase activity
Source: RefSeq, a predicted model, not a curated record